This is a messenger RNA of Fundulus heteroclitus (mummichog), 1445 nucleotides long. RefSeq names its product cathepsin Z (gene ctsz). The record is from RefSeq and is marked provisional. Gene Ontology annotation, molecular function: cysteine-type endopeptidase activity. Gene Ontology annotation, cellular component: lysosome. NCBI's taxonomy places the organism in Eukaryota, Metazoa, Chordata, Actinopteri, Cyprinodontiformes, Fundulidae.
CGUGUCCGCCUAAGCAGCCCUCUUCCUCCCAGACAUGGCUCGGACUGCCGCGGCGUGUGUCCUGCUCUCGGUCAUUUUCUCGGCUGUGUCCGCCGGGGUGUUUUUCAGCCAGAAACAGCCGUGUUAUGUCCGCACACCGAGGAGAAACAACUUUGGUCUGAGAACGGGUCCUCUGCCCCAUGAGUACCUGAACAUCUCUGAGCUGCCCAAGGUUUGGGACUGGAGGAACAUCAACGGCACCAACUUCGUCAGCACGACUCGCAACCAGCACAUCCCCCAGUACUGCGGCUCCUGCUGGGCUCAUGGCAGCACCAGCGCCAUGGCGGAUCGCAUCAACAUCAAGAGAAAAGGAGCGUGGCCUUCUGCCUAUCUCUCUGUGCAGCAUGUGAUUGACUGCGCAGGAGCUGGAACGUGCCACGGAGGGGAUCACAGCGGAGUCUGGGAGUACGCCAACACCCACGGCAUCCCAGACGAGACCUGCAACAACUACCAGGCGAAAGACCAGGCAUGCAAGCCCUUCAACCAGUGUGGCACCUGCACCACCUUUGGACAGUGCAACAUCGUCAAGAACUACACGAUGUGGAAGGUGGGAGACUACGGCUCUGUCAGCGGGAGGGAGAAGAUGAUGGCAGAGAUUUAUGCCAGAGGACCAAUCAGUUGUGGGAUUAUGGCCACAGACCAGCUGGACGCCUACACCGGUGGGCUGUACUCUGAAUACCAGGAGGAGGCGUUCAUCAACCACAUUGUGUCGGUGGCUGGAUGGGGAGUAGAGGACGGGGUCGAAUACUGGGUCGUUCGCAACUCCUGGGGAGAACCAUGGGGUGAGAAGGGUUGGCUCAGGAUUGUGACCAGCGCUUACAAAGGAGGGAGCGGCAGCAAGUACAACCUGGCGCUGGAGGAGGACUGCAUGUACGGAGAUCCCAUCGUCCCCAAAGACUACCUGUAGAUGAGUUUAGUCAGGCCGCUGCUGUAAUCUGUCCUCCUGUCACAGCGGUGAAGGGAAAUUUUUAUAUGCUUCUAUAAAGGGAAUCCUUUUUUUUGUUUUUUUUUAAUACUUUACAAAUCGAUGCCAAGCUCUGAUUUAGUUUUCAGAGUAGGAUUGUGUACAUUACAGAGAUAUCUGCAGGCUGAAAUGAUACUUAAAUGAAAUUGGUGGCGGGUUUUACGCAUCGGUAAAAACAUUUGUCCACCAGAGAAAUCUCAAUGCUGGCUCACGAACAGCUGAUCUGUGCAGGAAUUGGACUCAACGAAACCAAAGCAAGCACUGAAUGUUUUUAGUUACUGGUUAUUGCACUACAGUCUUAUGAGGAAAUGCAACUUUAAUGUGCCUUAUUGCCACUUAAUGUCAAACUUGGGUUGACGCUACUUUAUGUUGAACAAUGUAUACCACAAAGACCGAAUCAUUGCUGUUUCAAACUGCCAAUAAACUGAUCCACAUCUUUAAA